Cutaneotrichosporon oleaginosum is the source of this 765-nucleotide messenger RNA. RefSeq lists its product as uncharacterized. The record is from RefSeq and is a predicted model, not a curated record. NCBI's taxonomy places the organism in Eukaryota, Fungi, Basidiomycota, Tremellomycetes, Trichosporonales, Trichosporonaceae.
CACCGUUGCGAGAGGUUAUGAAGCGAAGGCUGUCGGACUGCAGGAUAAUAUUCGGAUGAUCUUUUUGAACGCAUUCCGCUCGCGCACAUCCACAGCUGAUGCCCCUCGCUCGAAGGCUCCAUGGACCUUGGAUCAUCUUCGCGUCUUCGCGAGAAAGCAGACGAUCGGGGUCCCACUGCUUGGGUAUCAGCCUCGGCUCCUGCCAGAUCUACUCCACAGAUCUUCGGACACCGAAGCGAAGUAUGCUAUGCGCGUGACUACGAUGGCCGUGUUGUUGGCGAUCGCUCUGCCUUAUUUUCCCUCGGCACCAGGAUAGACUUUGACCACACGAGCGAUUGGGCAUCCCUCGAGGUGCGGAAUCCGGGCCCCGGAUACCGCCAGCGAUAUCCGCACCGCAGCGAAUCGGACGUGACGGCGUCGGACUUGCAGAGGCAGUUUAACGCCGCGUCCGACGACACUCCGCCCCCACGCCGAUCGGGAUCGCCGAUGCCAGUCUGGCUUUGCGACGCUCGAUCUUGUGGUAUAAGUACUUGGUACGCUUUCCGCAUCAGUGAGGGUUCCCUGCAUCAACCCUGCUAGUGCCGCGGCUCUCAGUCCAUGGGUGUAAACGCACAUGCCUCGUACGUACUUGCUCGGUGAGCUCCCCGAGCCCUCCCCACAACCGCGACCUACUCGACUGAUAACGGCGGUGGUCACCGCCAGGCCUAGCUCAGGCUUGAGGUUCGGUGCACGUGGGUGCAACACAGUUAUUCUCCGACAUUACCC